This is a messenger RNA of Fusarium vanettenii 77-13-4, 2093 nucleotides long. RefSeq lists its product as uncharacterized. The record is from RefSeq and is a predicted model, not a curated record. Gene Ontology annotation, molecular function: sequence-specific DNA binding. Bases 1 to 1215 code for a protein of 404 amino acids. The transcript has a single exon. Lineage: Eukaryota; Fungi; Ascomycota; Sordariomycetes; Hypocreales; Nectriaceae. Gene Ontology annotation, biological process: positive regulation of transcription from RNA polymerase II promoter by glucose. Gene Ontology annotation, cellular component: nucleus.
AUGCCCACGACUCUUCCUCGCUCCCGCCGGCUCGUUCGUCGCAAGGAUCGCAUCGCAUUUCUGUCUUGUUGCCCGAGAUCUCAUGCGCUAACCGUCGACUCCCUCCCUCAGACACUCUCGUUCGGAAGCGCAUACAUACAAGACCGAAAUUCGGUAAUCAUGGCUACCAUGGCAGCGGCUUCUCGCGAUAUCCCCCAGGCCUCCUCGAGCCGAGACAACUUAACUGCUGUAGCGGCUCGGAGUGUCCCUGCGACUGUGACACGAUCUCAACCCCUCCCUACUCCCCCCAACUCCAUCUCUCCCUCCCUUCCGCCUCACGGGCUCAAGGCGCAACUCCAGAAGGCCAAGCUUGAGCCUAUUGACUCAGACCUGGACCUUCACGAGUCCUCGGACCACGGUCGGUCUGUAUCGCCUGCCCUCGAGGCGUCGGGUGCCAUCACCAGCUCCCUCCUCGCCCGAUAUCACCUGCCAGAGAUCCUGCUCAACCACGGUCCCUUGGCGAUCCGACACAUUAUGGGAUACCUGACCACCUCGGUCCCCGGGUUCUCAGGGAUCCCCCCAACAAAGGCGAGGCGACUGGUUGUGGGAGCGUUGGAAGGUCGGGGAGGUGAAGGAGGUGGACUGGCUGGAGAGGUGGAAUUUGAAAAGGUGGGAUGGGGACGAUGGGAUGCCCGCCAGCGAGGACAGCCGGCGCGACACCGACAGGGAACGCCCCCUUCGUCCUACGGAGCAGGCAUCCCCAUCUCUAAGAACGGCGGUAGAGGACAGGAUCGGGCCCGACUUAUGGCGUCUUCGAGCAACGGAGAUUCGGUCAACUUCUCCCACGAUGAUGACCACGACAUCUCCAUGAUGGAGCAUGAGGCGGACAAGAUGUCCAUGGACGGAUACGCGUCAGCUUCGUGCUCUGAGGCUCCGGAGGACGACGUUGUCAUGAACGACGACCCUGAGGAUGCGACCGACGACGAGGACUGGGCAGCGGUGGGGGCCGCUGCUCUCCGAGCCGAGUCCUACCCCAACCAGGCUGCGGCCCAGACGGACCGCGGCUUCGUUUCUUCUUCUGUAUAUACACCAGGUGGACUUCGCUCCUUCUCCGCCAGCUCCGGCAUGGCGCGCCCACCUCAACCAGCACAUAUCGACUUUUCGGCGUUGGCGGGUACCUCUGACGCACAGGAGCGGGAGGCCGUCGAGGCCCUUCUGCGACUCGGUUCUGUAUAAUACCUCUCUGCAUGCGUGGCGUUUGGGGGCUUCCGGAAUUUGGCUGAGGGCAUUCAUUCGGUUUGGGUUGGCUGGGCCCAAAAGGGAAGGCCGUGUCGGCCCAACAUGAUCGAGGCGGCGACCUCUAGAUCACAGCUCACUAUCACGAUGACACGGUCUUCGAACGGAUUUCUGGGUUAUGGCUUUUUAUUUUCUCAUCGGUUUCGAUUCUCGGCGUCUUGGUACUCGGCGGCAUCCUGUCCUAUGGGAGGCGGAUGAUUUUUUGUCGGCUUUGGGGAUAAAGUCAGCAAACGGCAUGGGUCAUUCAAGGUUUCAACGCUUGGGUUAACCCCAGGCACAAACCUUGAACGCGGGUCUUAUUAUUUUUUAUUGAGGGGAUACAAGUCCAAGACAGAUAUGUCUUGGCUCGCUUGUUCUUCCUGUCCCUCCAAGGGAGCAGUUCGAUUCUUGGUGGUCCCAAGGGACUACUCAUGCUAGGAGUUGGACUCCUGAGCGACACGACAACUCCCUCGAUGGGAAGGGCUGGUCUCUGAGGUUGCGUCGUCUCCUUGGGGCAUUCUGUUUUACACAUACCCGGUUACCCGAGCCUGGCUUUGAGCAUCCACAAGCAGAUCCUACCACUUCAACAUGGCAUUGUGGAGGACUAUGACGACAGAUAUUUUCAUGCCUUUGUGGGCAGUUGCAGCCAGUUUUUGCAACUUUCUCGACUAUUUGUUUAAUUACCUUUUGAAGGGGAUUUGGGGCGGGCGAGCCAGCAUCAUUAGAUAGAGGAGGAUGAGGUGGAAAGGGGAACACAUUGGAUGAACAUGGUACAAGACAUGGAUAUGAUAUCAUGGCUGGAAUCAAAAGGAGCUGGACGCCAUCACGAGCGUGCCCCU